Cyclocybe aegerita is the source of this 4098-nucleotide messenger RNA. NCBI's taxonomy places the organism in Eukaryota, Fungi, Basidiomycota, Agaricomycetes, Agaricales, Hemipholiotaceae. The record is from the annotation of a GenBank genome assembly.
AUGAGGAGCAAUCUCCACCAAGAGGAAGAGGAAAGGGACGAAAACGCAUGGGGUGUACUCGGCCCUCUCACGUACGCGUCCCAACCGCCGAAACCCUCAAGCCUCAACAGCAGACCCACCCGUAAUCCCAACGAAUCUCGCUCUUCAUCGACCUCCCAGCCAUCACAGUCGCGACACUCUAGAGCAGCUCAAUACUCCAAGCUCUAUUCACAAUUCCUAAAACGCUACCGAUCUACGAGCCAGGACGCCUCUGAAGACGUGGAUGACCCCCGCACCGAUCCCGACAGCCAUUACUUUCAACGUGGUUUGGGCCAAUUGAACGAUGCAGGCGACUAUAGCGACGACGAUCCAACGGAAUAUGAACCAAUACAACCGGCUACCCACCAGGAACAGGAGCGGCUUGAGUGGCAGGCCCUCCUUUCAUCUGUAUUGUCUGGAGAUGUCCUCAAGUCGGAGGCGAGCAGAAUUGCAGGCGCUCUAAAUUCACUCGGUGAUGAACAAACCAACUUCCACAUCAACCUAUGGCUUGGUAUCCGGGCCAAACUUCACACACGGUCGAUCGAAGAGGAGAGAAAGAAGCUAGACGAACGACGGCUUCGGAUUGUCGAUGAAGUCAUAGCCGAGAUUAUGGAAUUUAGAGCGUCAGACCCAGAACCAGGAUCAGACCUGGGGGACGUGACUGUGUCUGCCUUCUCAACAGCUACAACUGCACUUCGGCGUCUUGAAGUCGUGCAAUCGCUAUACCCCACUUUGAAAGCGUUCUAUCUCGACAAGCCAAUAGCGGCUGAAGGGUCAUUCCAAGCACGUUGCGACACACUAAACACCUGGUAUAACGUCCAGACGGCUCUCAAACACCACUUCGCACUCCUACGUCGCUGGACGGGUAGUACUUCUCUCGAUGUCAACGAGCCCUUUACCAGCAACGAGGUGCCCAUUUUUUCCACAUCCUCUUCUCAACCAGGCUCAAGUGGGGUACCGAACACGGAUGUCGCGGAUGGGACCAGCUUCGUGGAACGUUUACUGAAGGAAGAACCAAUGCAACUCACAUUCGAAAAGGGUUUUCUUGUAACCGUCCACACCUUCCUCAGAGCAACUCGCGACGUUCAGGUCAGCCUUUCUUCAUCAUUCAAAAUCAUGAAUCUACCCACAUUCGAGAAUGAACUGGUCCCCUUGAUAUCUUUUCCGACAAAGCUAGCACAAGCCGGGCUCCGGUUACGGCUGGACUAUGUUCAAAAGCUGAAAGAUCCCGACACACUGAUUGUUGACCAGAUGAUCGAAGACCUCAAACUGAGCAUAGGCCUGGCUUGUGCGCUCAAACGGCAAUACGAGGCUAUCCUGGCGCCUGACCCUGGAGGCAACUGGAAUCUUCCUCAAUGCAUCAGCGAGGAUUACGAUGCCACCAUCCAUGACGCUUUGGUCUGCUUUUUCAAGCUGAUACAUAUGAAGCUUAAAAGCGAUGCCAAAGGAAUUCUCUUCAAAGAGCCGGAUAUCUUGGAAGCCCAAUGGGCAACCUUCAACGAUGUCAGCGUGACGACACCUAAAGGAUCUUGCUUAGUUGCAGAACAGCUGUGCUCUCUGACCAACAAAUUGAUGGUGCGCGUGACGAAUUUCUUCGACACCCAAGUCCGCGUACCAUCAGGAGGGAGUACUUCUGAACACUACAACGAGAUGAAGAUUGAUCAGGAUCCUUACAUCACCCCCAACAUGCGCCUUGCGACAGGCAAAAAAAUGACUGAUGAACAAAUGAUUCGCUGGUAUAGCAAGAUUCUGGAAAGUGUUCGUCUACGGUACCGUAAACUGCAACGUUUUUCCAGAGCCCUCAGUCAACGCUUCAGCAACUCGGCCGAGUACAGCCUGGAUGACAUCCCGCUGGACGAAUUCAUUUCUCUCCUUGAGGCCUCCGAUCAUUUCCUGGUGUACACGCAUUCAUUUGAAGAAGACGGAAUCUACAUCGUCGCCUCCCGUUCCCUCUUCGACCAGCCGGAGUUGAUACGCAAAAUUAUCGAUGAGGCAUUCCACGUCGAUGACACAGCUGAAGACGGUCAACUCCUAGGCGGCCUUGAUAUCCAAGACCCAGACGAAGUCAACUAUAUUCUGGUCCUCUCCCCACAAACCGAUUUCAUGUGGAAUGGUCGUGUGAUGGACCUGGACAUCCCUAGCGCUCCUUUAGACCUCAAGGAUGAUCGCGUUCGUCUAAUUGCACACGGGCCUCAGAGACGUCUCAAUCUUGCCAAACAAAUCUUCAUGAAAUGCAUCGACCCUAUGUACGGAGAAGUAAGGUCCGACUCCUGGACCUUGACGUGUCUGGCCGAAGAACAGGCACAUCUGCCUCGUGUCAAUAAGGAGCUCCGGAAGAUUGCUCGGACGACCAACCGCUUAGCAGAGUCCAUAGUUGACUCCGUUCAUCAUGUUCGAAGUUCCCUGAGAGCCGUAAAUGGAGGGCAGGAGGUACUCGCGAACUGGUUUCUCUAUGCCUCUGAACAUGGACAACAUGCGCACCGCUAUGUGGACCGCUCUUCCCUCCUUAAAUUCAAUCGACUUCUAAUCAAGCUCGCUAUGUCUUGGGUGUCGUUUAUCUGCGACGACUGUGAUCCCACUGACCAGAAGACAUUCAAAUGGGCUGUGAAUGCACUAGAGUACACACUCCAUCGGACGCAACGCGAUAUCCUGUACUUGCCAGACGAGCAAUUCGAGAUGCUCAGAUCCAAAGUCGCCAGCUGCAUGACCUUCUUGAUCAGUCAUUUCGACAUUCUUGGUGCGCGGUCUACCUCAGAGAAGGAAUUGCAAGAGGAGCUGCUGAAGUCGCAAUUAUCGGGUGCCAAUGUUCUUGAGGAAGAUUCAGCUAUCCUCUCCCUGGAAGAACAUGAUCCUGUUUUAGCAGAUCCCAACGCGCGGUCAUACUGGGAGAAGGUUUCGAAGAACCUUCGAGGGAUGGAGGAGAUGCGGGUAACAACUGGGCUGAAGCAUCAGGUGUUGGGGAAGGUACUUAAUGAAGAAAUACCCGAAGACAGGUCUCUCUCGUUCUUGGCGUCAUUGAGUCCCAACACCCCCAUUCGUUGGCAACAAGGCAAGUUCAUUGGUGCUGGCGCAUUCGGCUCGGUGUACCUCGCACUCAAUCUUGAUAAUGGCACCUUCAUGGCUGUCAAAGAAAUCAAAUUCCAAGAGCUCUCCGGCUCGCCAAAUCUUUACAGCCAGGUCAAAGACGAGCUCAGCAUCAUGGAGAUGUUGCACCAUCCCAACGUAGUUGAAUAUUAUGGAAUCGAAGUCCACCGAGCCAAGAUAUACAUCUUUGAAGAAUAUUGUCAGGGUGGAAGUCUUGCAGCUCUUCUGGAACACGGGCGAAUCGAGGAUGAAGGUAUCAUCCAAGUCUAUACAAUGCAGCUGCUAGAGGGCAUAUCAUAUCUCCAUUCUCGUGGUGUUGUACAUCGAGACAUCAAACCCGACAACAUCCUUCUUGACCACGAGGGCGUCAUCAAGUACGUGGAUUUCGGCGCAGCAAAGGUCCUUGCCAGAAAUCAGCGCACUGUUCAGCGAUCGCGUCGCGCGCCCGACUUCCCGAAUGCCAAUGGAAUAGGCAACUUCAACGUAGCCGUCAUGAGCAAUGAGUUAACGGGGACUCCGAUGUACAUGUCCCCUGAAGUCAUCAAGAACGAUAAGCGGGGCCAACAUGGUGCUAUGGAUAUCUGGUCUCUUGGCUGCGUCGUUCUCGAAUUCGCAACGGGUAAAAAGCCUUGGAGUAAUCUUGAUAAUGAUUGGGCGAUAAUGUUCCACAUCGGCGUCGCCACUCAACAUCCUCCUCUUCCUGAGCCAGAUCAACUCAGUAACCUGGGGAUCGACUUCAUUAAGCAAUGUCUGACAAUCGAUCCAGCACGGCGUCCUUCAGCCAUAGAACUCACGCAACAUCCCUGGAUGCUCGAGUUUCAGGAGACUUUGAUGCAAUACGAAGAACUAGUGGAACCGAUAUCGCCGAGGGAUGGUCGCAGCCCAAAAACAGCUUCAGUGGCACGACAAGCUUCAGUGUCACACCCAAAUGUCGAUAGAGUUAAUCAACUAUCACCGAGUCCCACACUCCUACCUGGAGGCUUGAAGAGUCCAUGA